Molecule: messenger RNA, 1909 nt
Organism: Oryzias latipes (Japanese medaka)
Lineage: Eukaryota; Metazoa; Chordata; Actinopteri; Beloniformes; Adrianichthyidae
Product: cytochrome P450 3A56
Molecular function (GO): iron ion binding; oxidoreductase activity, acting on paired donors, with incorporation or reduction of molecular oxygen; heme binding
Source: RefSeq, a predicted model, not a curated record
CAGCGAGGCUAUUAAGGCGAUGGUUUCAGCUCGUUUCCUCAUCACUGUGAGUUUGCGCAGUUGUCAGAUAGAGAAGAUCGGGCCAAGAUGUUUUUCACUCUGCUUUCACCAACAACCUGGACCUUGCUGGCUCUCUUGUUCGCCCUCUUGUGGCUGUAUGGAACGUGGCCUCACAGUGUCUUCAAAAAUCUGAACAUACCCGGACCAAAACCUCUACCUUUUGUUGGGACAAUAUUCGGAGUAAGGAAGGGAUUGUUUGCUUUUGACUCGGAGUGCCAGGCCAAGUAUGGAGAUGUGUGGGGAUUGUAUGAUGGACGAAGCCCGGUGCUGAUGGUGGCAGAUCCCGAGAUGAUUAAAACGAUAAUGGUGAAGGAAUGUUACAGCGUGUUUACAAAUCGCAGGGACACUGAAAUUCCCGGACCGUUCGAGGAUGGAAUUACAGUUGUCAAGGAUGACAGGUGGAAACGGAUUCGCAGCACAAUCUCUCCAUGUUUCACCAGUGGAAGACUCAAACAGGUUUUCCCCAUCGUUGCUUCCUAUGCAGACCGGCUUCUCAAAAAACUUGAACAAACAAAUUUGGAUGAGCCCAUCCAUGUCAAACAAUUUGUGGCUCCAUACAGUUUGGAUACAGUGGCCAGUGCAUCUUUUAGUGUGGAGAUGGACUCAAUUAACAAUUCAGAAGAUCCUGUUAAUGUCCACAUCCAAAAGCUUUUUAACAUCAAUUUUUGGCCAUUUAUUUUGUUAAUGAUAUGUCCUUUUGCCGGUCGCCUGUUGAAUUCCUUAAACAUUGGAAUGCUGCCCAAAGCUGAGUCGGAUUUUUUCCUUAACAUCAUCAAAAAAUUCAAAGAUCAGCAUAAAGCAGGGGAAUCUACUCGACAGGACUUCCUGCAGGUGAUGGUUCAGAGCGAGAUCCCAGAAAAUGAGAUUAAGAAUGAACAAGAACAGCCAAGUAAAGGUUUGACCGAACCAGAAAUUGUUGCUCAGGCCUUCACCUUUAUCUUAGGUGGCUAUGAGACAACCAGCACCACCCUGUCUUUUAUUCUUUACAACCUGGCCACAAACCCUCAUGCAAUGCACACCUUGCAGAAAGAAAUCGAUGCUAACCUGCAGAAAAAUGCUUCCUUUUCCUACGAAGAGCUGAACGAUCUGCACUACUUGGACCAGGUCAUUUUGGAGUCGAUGCGUGUGCUCCCCACAGCACCCCGCCUUGAGAGGGGAUGCAAAAAGACCGUUGAGAUCCAAGGUUUCACCAUUCCAGAGGGUACCGUGGUUGGAAUUCCUGUGAUGAAUUUGCACAAAGACCCACGCUACUGGAGCUCCCCUGAGCUUUUCAGACCAGAAAGGUUCAGUAAGGAAAAUGAGGGGGAACUGAACCCGUAUGCGUACAUGCCCUUUGGCCUGGGUCCUCGUAACUGUGUUGGGAUGCGCUACGCAAUCCUGGUCAUGAAGAUGGUUAUUGUGCGUCUCCUGCAAAACUACACCCUGGAAACAUGCAAAGACACCUUGAUUCCUCUGCAGUUUGACUGGAAGUUUCAACCUCUCAAACCUAUAAAACUCAAGUUUGUUCCCAGAAAACAAUAAUUCAAGAGAUCUAACCCACAAAUAUGGUCUGCAUCUGCUCAUAGGGUUGGGUCAUUUUUUAACUUUAAAAAAAGAAAUUGACAGAAUCUGUGCAUGUUUUUUUUCUUUUCUUGUUUUCUCAGAUGGUUUAUAUUUCAAGUUUUUAAAACAUUUUCUUCUACUUGUUUUCUUUGUCAUUUUUAAAAAGUUCAAAUGCUGCACUGUGUGAUGAUUCUAUUUGUGUCAAAAACCUCUCUUUUUGUCCAAUAUUAAGUUCUUUAGUAUUCAUUUUUGAUUAAGAAAUUGCUAAAAACAUGCAGAUUAAUAAUAAAGUUUGUACAAAUCUUUG